Molecule: messenger RNA, 2976 nt
Organism: Labeo rohita (rohu)
Lineage: Eukaryota; Metazoa; Chordata; Actinopteri; Cypriniformes; Cyprinidae
Product: solute carrier family 45 member 3
Exons: 6
Coding region: 264-1904 (546 amino acids)
Biological process (GO): transmembrane transport
Cellular component (GO): membrane
Molecular function (GO): sucrose:proton symporter activity
Source: RefSeq, a predicted model, not a curated record
GCUUAUCCCGCCCACUUCCUCUGGCGCUCUGGAACGGCUCCUCAAACUUCUACUGAUGUCACUGCACUUUCUACACAUUCACAUAGGAAUCAAUAAAGCCACAGGAGACGACAUCAUUCAGAUUCACACUUACAGAUGGAGAUGAGACGUAUAUUCAUACAUGCAGAAUGUCAAUUUAAGAAACAAAAAAUUUCCUGGACCUGAAGUUCUCUGUCAAAGGCAGCAUCAGACUUUGAAGAGGUGAAAGAGUGGAGAAUCUGGACAUGCAUGGCAGGAUCUCGCAGUUGUUCUUGAUUAAUGCGUUAACAUGUGGUUUGGAGGUAUGUUUGGCUGCUGGGACCAUCUACAUCCCACCUAUGCUGCUGGAGGCAGGGGUGGAGGAACAAUUCAUGACCAUGGUACUAGCUGUGGGACCUGUGCUGGGGCUCAUCGUUGUCCCUCUAAUUGGUUCGGCGAGUGAUAGCUUUAAAAGUAAAUAUGGCCGUCGGCGUCCCUUCAUAUGGGUGUUGUGCAUGGGCGUCCUGCUCAGCCUCUUGAUCAUCCCUCAGACGUCCACCCUCGUCACCCUGCUCACAAAACGGGAGCGGCAUUGGCUGGAGGUCCCACUGCUGGUCCUUGCCAUUUGUUUGAUGGAAUUCUGUGGUCAGGCCUGCUUCACCCUUCUGGAAGCCUUGGUUUCUGACCUCUUUCCCGGAGAGGAAGAGAGUCGCAAGGCUUUCUCUGUCUUCUCCCUCAUGCUCAGUCUGGGCGGAUGCAUUGGCUACCUGCUGCCCGCGGUCGACUGGACCACUUUAGACACCGUGGCCUACUUGGGUGGACAAGAAGCCUUCAUCUACGCUAUUUUGACCUUCAUUUUUCUCACCUGUUUGACGGGUACAACCUUCAUCUCUGAGGAGAAGACAGUACGAGAAAGGCUGGGGGAAGCUGAGGUGUCCAGAAAGCCUGGAAACCUGUUGAAGACUUGCUGUGGCCGCUGUGUGGUGCUACCCAGAUUUUUGCUUUUACGAAGGACGUUGUCUAGUCUCCUUUCUGUGGUUCCCCGACUCUACUCGCUGUGCAGCCGCAUGCCAAAAGUCAUUGCGAGGCUGUUCGUUGCUGAGCUGUGCAGCUGGAUGGCACUGAUGUCCUUUAUGCUCUUCUACACAGACUUUGUCGGAGAGGGAUUGUAUAAUGGGGUGCCCAGUGAUGAGCCAGGCUCCUUAGGAAGGAUACGCUAUGAUGAAGGUGUGCGAAUGGCCAGUCUGGGUCUUUUCCUACAAUGUGUGACCUCUGUGAUCUUCUCAUUGAUUAUGGAGCGUAUGGUGUUGUGUAUUGGCGUCAGGAAGCUGUAUCUGAGCAGCGUGGUUGUGCUGGCUGUGAGUACAGCUAUUAUGACCGUAUCCCACAACAUUAUACUAGUCACCAUCAUGGCCGCUGCUACAGGAUACACCUUCUGCACCCUGCAGAUUCUGCCAUACACGCUCACAUGUCUAUACCACUCAAAUCCACAGGUGUUUUUCUCCACCGACAGGCGGAAAUUUCCUCCCAAGGAGGAAGAUCUGAUGUUAAUCAGAUCAGCGAUGCCAUCCAUGACUAAGGAGAAAAGAACUAAUGGGUGCGUCAAUGGGUAUCCAGGUACCGUACCCUUCCAGAACAGUAUAAAAAACUCACAAUUACUUGAUCUGCAUGUGUCUAUCACCGUGGAACCACAACCAUCAGCCCUCAGAGGCCUGGGCACAGACAUUGCCAUUUUAGACAGCGCCUAUUUGCUGUCUCAGGUGGUCCCGUCUCUUUUCAUGGGCUUCAUCGUGCAGCUCUUCCACAGUGUGACUGCAUACAUGGCCUGUGCAUCUUUGUUAAGUCUGGUAGCUGUUUAUUUCUCGAGAAAGAUCAUCUUUGAGAAAACGGAUGUUGAUGCAAGAUGACUAAGAUGUUAUCAAGAGAGCAACAGACUCAGAAUAAUGACAAAAAACUAUAAAGGGCAGCUGGUUCUGUCUAUUAUUUUUUGGAAAAACCCAGUUGGAAAUGUGCAAUUUUCAAGCAUUACACUGGCUGUAAACUAUUCAGCAAAAUAUAUGGUCAUGCAUUUACAUAAAAAAGGUCUUGUUUGAGCAUUAAAUUAUUUGAAAGAACUAUUGUUACUUAACCUGUGGCUUACAAUGUUAUAUUUGCAAUAUUGCACAGUUCUUUACCUAUUAAGGAGAGCAAUUACACUGUUAAAAAUGAAGUAUUAGUUGACUUGGGCGUAUUGAAGUGCGGGAAAGCAAAUAUGCUGAAUGAAUGAUUCAACUGAAGACGAGCAAGAGUUUCAGGUUUUGAAUCUUGUGACACAACCCCGUACAAGAAUUAAUGUUUACAUGUUAGUUCCAGAGAAUAUUAGUUAUCAAAAGAAAGGCAAGAACAUGUCUGAAGAUUUUCUGGUGAGUUAGAAACAUAAGUCUGAACUGGAUGUCUCAAUGAUUCAUUUUCUUAAAUAGCACAUGUUUGAGUUUCUGAAACUAAUAGAUUUGUAUAGCAUUUCACUUUAAGUUCACUGCACUGUAUAUUUAGGUAUCUUUUAGGUUUUUACGUUUUGGUAGCAGCUUAAUCUAAAGAAUAAAAGCUAUUUGCGACCAAAUUAAUAUUGAAUCUAGGAUUUAACUUUAUUACUGAGGAUUGGUUAUGCUAUGUUAGGUUAUGUUAUGUUUAAUGCAAUUUUUAGCUAUAGCCAGUCAUCUUUUAGCUCGGAAUGGGUUGCAUCAGUCAGUUCUUUAUCAGCUACUGCCAUCUAGUGUCUCUAUAGCACCUGUUUUUGUUUUAUUUAUUUAUUUAUUUAGUAGUAGUAGUCAAAACAGACAGGUUUACUCACAUCAUUCACUCCUUGUUCCUUUUCCUUCAUGUUUUUCAUUUUAAAUAUUUAUUUUCUAUAUAGGCCAUGUCAGAAUUCACCCAGCUGCAGUGUUUUCAACAAUUAUGUGGCAUUUCAACUAAUUUAUUAACCAUUUCCUCAUCUUUGGA